CUAAACCUUAAGACAUAAUACAUAUGCUUGUGUUUAUGAAUGAUUUCUGAUUGGACUUGGUACUGAAAGCCCAACAAAUAAAGGCCCAACUCAAGAUUAGGGGUAAUCAGUCUUCCAUCACUUUCCAGAAUCUUCAGCCAGCCAACCCCCAUUUCUCCUCUCUCUCUCUCUUACCUGCUACAGUGCUACUGUUCUUUCUAGUGGCUCUGUCCACAUCAGUGGCAUCUAUGCACGACUCUGUCGCCUCUCUUCUCUAAAUCAUGUGUGGUCUCCUUCAUCGGCAGUGACCUUAUGCUGCUCCGCCGUAUUAAGAGCCUCCUCCGCCAUGACGUACGUGAGCGCCACCUUCUCUGUUCGCAUCUCAUCCUUGCCUUCCCAAGGUAAGACUGCCGCUAUGAGUGGUGGUGGCUUGGCCACGAUCGGGCAGACGCGACGUAAACCUCCGCCACUUGUUCGAAGAUCUCCGACGCCGUUACCUCUGCUCUGAUCUGCGUCCUCCACCUUCCUCUUCGCGACGGCGCCGUCCUCGGCGCCGCUGUUGGUUGUGCGUUGCGCGCCACCGUCGCGUGGACUGAUUCUGCCUCCAUGGACGUCAUCGGCUUCCUCCAAUUGCAGAUAUAGAAUGUCUAUGUCUUGUUUUGUGGGUGUGUUGCUGGUUUUGUGAAAUUGAGAACGCUUUGGAGGCUCCUCGCCGGUUUCGUCGCUAAGUCGCCGUCAAUCGUGGUAGCUGGAGGCAGAACAGUCACAUUCACCGCACAUCAUAAACCCAGAGGCGCAGGUCGUCCGUGGUUCGUCAUCCUCCACCGCCGUUCAUCUGUGCCACCUUCCUCCUUGGCGCUCAUCCUUGACGCCGCCUUCCUCCUCCUCAGCGGUCAUCCACAACGCCGCCUUCAUCUUCCUCGUCGCCGUUCGUCCACAUCAGCGUUGCCGUUCGUCAGCGCCGAAAACAUACCUAAGGUUUGGAUGGGUCUGUGUUUAUAAUGUGCACAUAGUAUUUUUAUAUUUUAAUUAGUUUCUAAAUAAAAUCAAGUGAAUGAACAAUCUUGAUUUUUAAAACCCUAGCCACCUUUAGUCACCAAAAAAACCCUAGCCACCUUUGACGUUUUUGCAGGCAAAUUCGUGGGUUUGUUUGAGGACUGGAAGCUAAAGGUGCUCACAAAAAUUUGACGUGGCAUUACGAGACUACAUAUAAAUACACAGAAUAACAUAAUAGACUGUGUGUGUGAAAGAGAUGAACUGAGUUAGAACCAUAUCUCAAGGAAGGAAAUGGAGAAUGCAACAACCAAUUCUCCAUGUGAAGAGGAACCAAAACAAGAUGAGCAUGCAUCUGCACCACAGGCACAAGAAGCAGGAGGAUGGAGAUCAGUCUACUACAUUAUUGGUAAUGAGUCGUUCGAAAAAUUGGCAUCAAUGAGUUUGAUAUCGAAUCUGACGAUGUACCUGCUAACGAGGUACAAUUUGAGUGCAAUAUUUGUGGUGAAUGUGGUUCAAAUUUGGAAUGGAUCAUCCAAUGUUGCAUCCAUAAUCGGUGCUUUCAUUUCUGAUACUUAUUUGGGAAGGUUUCGCACCCUCUUAUUUGGCUCCAUUGCAUCACUUCUGGGUAUAUUGAUAAUGACCCUAACAGCAGGUAUACAUCAAUUGAGGCCUGCUAACUGCACUGAUAGGCCACAUUGCCAGUGGCCACAACCGUGGCAGCUUGGUAUACUCUUUUUCGCCCUCGCCAUGUUAUCUGUUGGCGCAGGUGGAAUUAGGCCGUGCAACAUUGCAUUUGGUGCUGACCAAUUCGAUACCAAAACAGAGAAAGGCAGGGCACAAUUGGAAAGUUUUUUCAAUUGGUGGUACUUCACCUUCACCAUUGCACUUGUGAUCGCGCUAACCGGCGUUGUCUACAUUCAAACCAAUGUUAGCUGGACCUUAGGAUUCGCCAUUCCAACACUCUGCCUUGCUUUCUCAAUAGCAAUCUUCUUAAUCGGUCAGCACACUUACAUUCGAAAGAAGCCUCAGGGGAGUGUCUUCUCUGAUAUGGCAAAGGUGAUCACUGCAGUGUGUCGAAAGUGCAAGCUUAAGACCUCUGAUAGAACACGUUACUAUGAUCCUGGUCCAUCAGAAUUGGACCACAACAAUGUUAGGCUUGUUCGUACAGAUAGGUUCAAAUUUCUUGAGAAGGCUGCUAUAAUUUCUGAUCCUAGUGAGUUGAAUGAACAAUUGAAACCGAAAAAUGUUUGGAGGCUUUGUAGCUUGCAGCAAGUUGAAGAAUUAAAAUGCUUAUUGGGAAUUCUACCAGUUUGGGUGACAGGAAUAUGUUGCUUCAUUGUAAUGGAUCAGCAGAACACAUUUGGUGUUCUUCAAGUUAUUCAAACAAACAGAUCAAUUGGGAAACAUUUCAAAGUUCCACCAGGUUGGAUGAACUUGGUCUCAAUGGUAGCACUUUCAAUUUGGAUCUUCAUCUACGAAUGCAUCUACAUUAGAGUGACAAAGAAAAUUAACAAAAAGGCUACUCGGUUAAGCAUGAGCCUAAGAAUCAGAAUUGGGAUUCUUUUGUCAAUUUUGUGCAUGCUAGUGGCCGCAAUUGUUGAGCAGAAGCGCCGUGACUCAGCUUUGAGAGCAAAAUCGUUUACUUCGCCGAUGAGCUUUGCAGUGCUGCUGCCACAGUUUGCACUGUCGGGUCUCAAUGAAGCCUUUGCUGCUGUGUCCAUAAUGGAAUUCUUCACCACGGAGAUGCCCGAGAGCAUGAGGACUGUGGCUGGUGCUGUUUUCUUUCUGAGCUUGUCAAUUGCAAACUACUUAGGAUCAUUGAUUGUGAACAUUAUCCAUAAAGCUACAUCACAUGGUGGGAGAAAUUCAUGGCUUGGUGGGAAUGAUUUGAAUGACAAUAAGCUUGAUUACUACUAUUAUCUAAUUGCUGCACUUGGUGUUUUGAAUUUUGUUUACUUCAAUUUCUUUGCUAGCCAUUUCUUGGGUAAAAAACCUAGCAAUGAUACAAAAAAGGUGCAGCCAAAGAAUUCAAUACCAAACCAGCAGAAUGGAGAGCCACCUCAAGAGAAGGUAUUUGACAUAACAAUUGAUCCAAGAUGAAAGAGGGAACAUGAUCAUGCUAAUUUGAUACAUUUUAUUUUAUUGUUGUUUAGUUUAGGUGUGACUGUCACAAUCUUUUUUGCCUUGAACACUUUGUUGUGCUAAUUAUGUGUGGUAUAUUGCAGAUCAUAAUUUAGAUUUAGAUAUCAAGUUUGAUGAA
Molecule: messenger RNA, 3235 nt
Organism: Arachis duranensis
Lineage: Eukaryota; Viridiplantae; Streptophyta; Magnoliopsida; Fabales; Fabaceae
Product: protein NRT1/ PTR FAMILY 2.8
Exons: 5
Coding region: 1267-3075 (602 amino acids)
Biological process (GO): transmembrane transport
Cellular component (GO): plasma membrane
Molecular function (GO): transmembrane transporter activity
Source: RefSeq, a predicted model, not a curated record